This is a messenger RNA of Peromyscus californicus insignis, 9664 nucleotides long. It is a transcript of the gene Ccdc88a, whose product is annotated as coiled-coil domain containing 88A. Gene Ontology annotation, cellular component: centrosome; cytoplasm. The record is from RefSeq and is a predicted model, not a curated record. NCBI's taxonomy places the organism in Eukaryota, Metazoa, Chordata, Mammalia, Rodentia, Cricetidae. Gene Ontology annotation, biological process: cytoskeleton-dependent intracellular transport; cytoplasmic microtubule organization. Gene Ontology annotation, molecular function: dynein light intermediate chain binding; microtubule binding. The transcript is spliced from 33 exons. Bases 522 to 6143 code for a protein of 1873 amino acids.
GGCGGGAUGGUGAGCGCCCAGCGCGGGGCGAGCCGCGCCUGAGAAGGCGAGGGCUGCGGGCGGACGCUCCCGGCGCCCCGUGCCCGCCGGCCGCUGGAACGCCCAGAGCCGCUCGCCCAGGUCCAGCCCGGACGCCCCUCAGCCUCCACGUUGGGCUCGAUUCCUCGGCGGCCGCUGCGCUGGCCGGCUCCCUCCGGGAGGGAGCGGGGCAACCUUGACGGGCUUUUUGUCUCGUGCCCUGGCCGCUCUUCGCGUCCUCCUCCUCCAGAUGCCUUUCUUCUGCCCCUCCUCUCCGGUGCAGACACUGCCAGCGCCGGCUGCGGCUCUGCGCGGGAUUUGGGCUCGUUUCCCCUGGGGGCUUUUGAGGAAGGAGAGUCCUUCCCCCUCUUCGAUGGGAUUUUCCACCCUUGCCGAAAUGGACUUUCAUUGAUUUCGUCCUACUUCUACGUUUAGUGACCAAUUCCCUAGGCGUAUUUGUGGUACUUCCCUUUUUCCCCCCUCCCGAACAUAUAAUCUGUAAAAUGGAGAACGAAAUCUUUACUCCCCUUCUGGAGCAAUUCAUGACCAGCCCCUUGGUCACUUGGGUUAAAACGUUUGGACCUCUGGCUGCAGGAAAUGGGACCAACCUGGAUGAAUAUGUGGCUUUGGUGGAUGGGGUAUUCUUGAACCAGGUCAUGCUCCAAAUUAAUCCUAAAUCGGAGAGUCAGAGAGUAAAUAAAAAAGUCAAUAAUGAUGCUUCACUUAGAAUUCAUAAUCUAUCCAUUUUGGUGAAACAGAUAAAGUUUUAUUAUCAGGAGACUUUGCAGCAGUUGAUUAUGAUGUCAUUGCCAAAUGUCUUAAUCAUUGGCAAAAAUCCCUUUUCUGAACAAGGCACAGAAGAAGUUAAGAAGUUGCUUUUACUCUUACUGGGUUGUGCAGUUCAGUGUCAGAAAAAGGAAGAAUUUAUCGAACGAAUUCAAGGUUUAGAUUUUGAUACAAAAGCAGCAGUUGCCGCACAUAUUCAAGAGGUAACUCAUAAUCAGGAAAAUGUGUUUGAUCUGCAAUGGAUGGAGGUGACAGAUAUGUCUCAGGAAGAUAUAGAACCACUCUUGAAGAAUAUGGUAUCACAUCUAAAAAGACUGAUAGAUGAGAGAGAUGAGCAUUCAGAGACUAUCGUAGAGCUCUCUGAAGAGCGAGAUGGUCUUCAUUUUCUACCGCAUGCCUCUUCAUCUGCACAGUCACCCUGUGGUUCUCCUGGCAUGAAGCGAACAGAAAGUCGACAGCACCUCUCAGUGGAACUGGCUGAUGCUAAGGCCAAGAUCCGAAGACUGAGGCAGGAAUUGGAAGAAAAGACUGAGCAGUUAUUGGACUGUAAACAAGAACUUGAACAAAUAGAAAUGGAAUUGAAGAGGCUACAACAAGAGAACAUGAAUUUGCUGUCAGAUGCUCGAUCUGCUCGAAUGUACCGAGAUGAAUUGGAUGCACUUCGAGAGAAGGCAGUCCGAGUGGAUAAGCUUGAAAGUGAACUCAGCAGAUACAAAGAGAGACUUCAUGACAUUGAAUUUUAUAAGGCAAGAGUUGAGGAAUUAAAAGAAGAUAAUCAAGUUUUAUUAGAAACAAAAACCAUGUUGGAAGACCAACUAGAAGGAACACGAGCUCGUUCUGACAAAUUACAUGAACUAGAAAAAGAGAAUUUACAACUAAAGGCUAAAUUGCAUGAUAUGGAAAUGGAACGAGAUAUGGAUAGAAAGAAGAUUGAAGAAUUAAUGGAAGAAAAUAUGACUUUGGAAAUGGCACAGAAACAAAGUAUGGAUGAGUCAUUACAUCUUGGCUGGGAACUAGAACAAAUAUCCAGAACUAGUGAACUUGCUGAAGCACCACAGAAAUCCUUGGGCCAUGAGGUAAAUGAGUUGACAUCCAGUAAGUUAUUAAAGUUGGAGAUGGAAAACCAAAGUUUGACAAAAACUGUAGAAGAGCUUCGGAGUACUAUGGACUCUGCAGAAGGCAGCACUUCCAAAAUCCUAAAAAUUGAAAAAGAAAACCAGAGACUGAAUAAAAAGGUUGAAAUUCUUGAAAAUGAAAUUAUUCAAGAAAAGCGAAGUCUUCAAAAUUGUCAAAAUUUAAGCAAGGAUCUAAUGAAAGAAAAAGCUCAGCUUGAAAAAACAAUUGAAACACUCAGAGAAAAUUCAGAGAGGCAGAUUAAAAUAUUGGAGCAGGAAAAUGAACAUCUGAAUCAAACUGUAUCUUCCUUACGACAGCGCUCCCAGAUUAGUGCUGAGGCAAGGGUGAAAGACAUUGAAAAGGAAAAUAAAAUUCUUCAUGAGUCUAUCAAAGAAACAAGUGGAAAACUAAGCAAGGUUGAAUUUGAAAAAAGACAAAUGAAAAAAGAAUUGGAGCAUUAUAAAGAGAAAGGAGAGCGAGCAGAAGAACUGGAAAAUGAGUUGCAUCAUCUUGGAAAAGAAAAUGAAUUGUUACAGAAGAAGAUAACUAAUUUAAAGAUUACUUGUGAAAAAAUCGAGGCAUUAGAACAAGAAAAUUCCGAGCUAGAAAGAGAAAAUAGAAAAUUAAAAAAAACUUUGGAUAGCUUUAAAAACCUUACUUUUCAGUUAGAAUCCCUAGAAAAGGAGAAUUCCCAACUUGAUGAAGAAAACUUAGAGCUGCGAAGGAGUGUGGAGUCUCUGAAGUGUGCGAGCAUGAAAAUGGCACAGCUCCAGCUGGAGAACAAGGAGCUGGAGAGUGAGAAGGAGCAGCUCAAGAAGGGCCUGGAGCUCAUGAAAGCCUCCUUCAAGAAGACAGAGCGCUUGGAAGUGAGCUACCAGGGGCUUGACACAGAAAACCACAGGCUACAGAAAGCUCUAGAAAAUAGCAAUAAAAAAAUCCAACAGUUAGAGAGUGAGCUACAAGACUUAGAGAUGGAAAAUCAAACAUUACAAAAAAACCUGGAAGAACUGAAAAUAUCUAGCAAAAGACUUGAACAAUUAGAAAAAGAAAAUAAAUCAUUAGAACAGGAAACUUCUCAACUCGAAAAGGACAAGAAACAAUUGGAGAAGGAAAAUAAGAGACUCCGACAACAAGCAGAGAUAAAAGAUACCACACUAGAAGAAAAUAAUGUGAAAAUUGGAAAUUUGGAAAAAGAAAACAAAACUUUAUUUAAAGAAAUUAAUAUAUAUAAAGAGUCCUGUGUUCGUCUGAAAGAACUAGAAAAAGAAAACAAGGAGCUUGUGAAAAGAGCAACUAUUGAUAUUAAAACUUUGGUUACAUUACGUGAGGACUUAGUAAGUGAAAAAUUGAAGACGCAACAAAUGAACAAUGAUCUCGAAAAAUUAACACAUGAGCUUGAGAAGAUAGGUUUAAAUAAAGAGCGACUCUUACAUGAUGAACAAAGUACUGAUGACAGUAGGUACAAACUUUUGGAAUCAAAAUUAGAAUCCACUCUUAAGAAGUCCCUUGAAAUAAAAGAAGAAAAAAUUGCCGCUUUAGAAGCUCGGUUGGAAGAGUCUACAAAUUAUAACCAACAGUUGCGCCAAGAACUAAAAACAGUGAAAAAAAAUUAUGAAGCUCUCAAACAGAGACAAGAUGAGGAAACGAUGGUGCAGAGCUCCCCUCCUGUCUCUGGGGAAGAUAAUAAAUGGGAGCGAGAAAGUCAAGAAACGACCAGAGAACUCCUGAAAGUUAAAGACAGGUUAAUCGAAGUAGAAAGAAAUAAUGCUACGCUGCAGGCAGAGAAGCAAGCGCUGAAGACUCAACUGAAGCAGCUUGAGACGCAGAACAGUAACUUGCAGGCUCAGAUUCUUGCACUUCAGAGGCAGACAGUGUCAUUACAGGAGCAGAAUACCACUCUUCAAACACAGAAUGCCAAACUUCAGGUUGAAAAUUCCACCCUUAAUUCACAAAGUACUUCACUUAUGAACCAGAAUGCACAGCUUCUAAUCCAACAGUCUUCUUUAGAAAAUGAAAAUGAAUCUAUAAUCAAAGAACGAGAAGACUUGAAAUCUCUUUAUGAUUCUCUGAUAAAAGAUCAUGAAAAGCUAGAACUUCUUCAUGAACGGCAGGCUUCAGACUAUGAAUCUCUCAUCUCUAAACAUGGAACCCUAAAGUCUGCCCACAAGAAUCUUGAGGUGGAACAUAAAGACCUUGAAGACCGUUACAAUCAGUUAUUAAAACAGAAAGGACAAUUGGAAGAUUUAGAAAAAAUGAUCAAAAUGGAACAAGAAAAAAUGCUGCUUGAAAGCAAAAACCAUGAGAUGGUAGCUGCAGAAUACAAGAAACUUUGUGGUGAAAAUGAUAGGUUAAAUCAUACAUAUUGUCAACUUCUAAAAGAAACUGAAAUUUUACAAACUGACCAUAAAAAUUUGAAAAGUCUUUUAAAUAAUUCUAAAUUGGAACAAACAAGAUUAGAAGCUGAAUUUUCAAAGCUAAAGGAGCAGUAUCAGCAACUGGAUAUCACAUCUACCAAGCUAAAUAACCAGUGUGAGUUGCUUAGCCAACUUAAAGGAAAUUUAGAAGAAGAAAAUCGUCACCUAUUGGAUCAGAUCCAGACACUGAUGCUACAGAACAGAACGCUGCUGGAACAAAACAUGGAGAGCAAGGAUCUCUUUCAUGUUGAACAAAGACAGUACAUUGAUAAAUUAAAUGAAUUGAGACGACAAAAAGAGAAAUUAGAAGAGAAAAUUAUGGAUCAAUACAAAUUUUAUGACCCAUCUCCUCCUAGAAGGAGAGGCAACUGGAUUACUCUAAAAAUGAGAAAAUUGAUAAAGUCCAAGAAAGAUAUUAAUCGGGAACGUCAGAAGUCUCUAACAUUAACACCUACCCGCUCAGACUCCAGUGAAGGAUUUCUUCAGCUGCCUCAUCAAGACAGUCAAGAUAGCUCUUCAGUAGGGUCAAACUCUUUAGAAGAUGGCCAAACCCUGGGGACCAAGAAGAGCAGCAUGGUUGCACUGAAAAGACUGCCCUUUUUGAGGAACAGACCGAAGGAUAAAGACAAAAUGAAGGCCUGCUACCGUCGUUCCAUGUCCAUGAAUGACCUGGUGCAGUCCAUGGUCCUAGCAGGAGGACAGUGGACAGGUAGUACUGAAAAUUUGGAGGUCCCUGAUGAUCUUCCAACGGGUAAAAGGAGAAAAGAAUUGGGAGCUCUGGCCUUCUCCACCACAGCCGUCAACUUCUCAACUGUCAGCUCUUCUGCAGCCUUCAGGUCCAAGCAGUUGGUUAAUAAUAAAGAUACUACAUCCUUUGAAGACGUAAGUCCACAGGGUAUCAGUGAUGAUUCUAGUACGGGAUCAAGAGUUCAUGCGUCAAGACCAGCCAGCCUUGAUAGUGGCAGAACGUCCACUAGCAAUAGCAAUAAUAAUGCUUCACUCCAUGAAGUCAAAGCAGGUGCAGUUAAUAACCAAAGCAGGCCACAAAGCCACAGCAGUGGAGAAUUUAGUCUGCUUCAUGAUCAUGAGACUUGGUCCAGCAGUGGUAGCAGUCCAAUCCAGUAUUUGAAAAGGCAGACCAGGUCAAGUCCUAUGCUCCAACACAAAAUGUCUGAAACAGUAGAAAGUCGAGCACAUCACAAGAUUAAAGCUGGUUCCCCAGGAAGUGAAGUUGUUACUCUACAACAGUUUUUGGAAGAAAGCAACAAGCUUACCUCAAUACAGUUGAAGUCCUCAAGUCAAGAAAAUCUUUUAGAUGAAGUCAUGAAAAGUUUGUCUGUCUCUUCCGACUUUCUGGGAAAAGACAAGCCAGUUAGCUGUGCCCUGGCCAGGUCAGUAAGUGGAAAAACUCCAGGGGACUUCUAUGAUAGACGGACAACUAAACCUGAAUUUUUGAGACCUGGUCCUCGAAAGACUGAAGAUGCCUACUCCAUUAGUUCUGCAGGGAAACCUACACCAAGCACUCAAGGAAAGAUAAAACUAGUCAAAGAAACCUCUGUGUCCAGACAAUCAAAAGAUAGCAAUCCUUAUGCCACUUUACCUCGUGCAAGCAGUGUGAUCUCUACUGCUGAAGGAACAACACGAAGGACCAGCAUCCAUGAUCUUUUGACCAAGGACAGUAGACUGCCUGUGUCCGUUGAUUCAGCACCACCUACUGCUGAGAGCAGCAUCACUGCAGCCUCUAAUGUGAACAAAGUACAAGAGAACAGAAAUUCAAAAAGCAGGUCUAGGGAGCAACAAAGCUCCUAAUUCAGUGACCCACUGCAUGACGUGGGCCAAGUGAGAGAAAAGUGUCCUUCAGUUUCUCAGUAUGAAGACUUUAUUUCUGAAGUAACAAGACACCUAACAACUGUAGGAACUAUUUAAAAAAAAAACCAUAAGGAGAUUUUAACACAUCCCUUCGUGAAUAGAGCAGGCAAGAAUACAAACUUCAUUCCUUCCUUGAAUCAAGGAGCACUACUGGAUUCAACUGCCAGAAGUUUUAGAAGGUUUUUAGACACUGUACAGUUCAUUAAGCUCUACUGAAUAAAGGACAUUCUCUCACUAAGGACUGAGUGUUUUAAGGUCAAGUAUUCUAAGAACAGCCUACUUCUUUCAACAUUUGUUUAUUAAUUUAUCCAUGUUUGCUUACUGCUUCUGCUAAGUAUUACCCAAAAGCUAGCCAUUUAUAUUUAGUUGUGUAAAUCUAAAUUAAGUGCUGUAGUAUUUUGUGAAAUGUACUAUAUCAAGAUACAGAGAAAAUUGUUCUGGCAUGUCAGGGCCUUUUUGGUUAGCAGACUGCAUGUGUUGGUACGCUGGUUAUUGUUUUUAGAGCCAACUGUUUGGAUGCACUGCAAAAGAAACUCAAUUCAUAAGAUAUGAAGAAAAUUCCAUAAUGAGAUAUAGGAAUUAUAAAAAUGGUAUGAUACUAAUCUUACCACUUUCUCCGCUAAGCUGCACUAGGCAUUCAUAAAUGGAUCCAAGAUAAAAUCAUUUUUAUGAAACUUUUUUUAGUGAGAUGGUUUUCCGGAAAAUAGCCUUCCCAAGAUAAAGCAGUUGUGUUGUAGCUCAUUUCCCUUUGCUGUUGGGUUAUGUACAUGUUUUUACGUGAGAGCUGAUUAUUGCUUAACAAGUUUUCUUAUGGCAAAACAAUGUAAAUCAUUUCUAUAUCUACAUUUUUUCAGGAACUCAUUUACUAUUAAGGUUGCCAUUUAUUACUAAGACUUUUUCUGUUUUUGUCCUUUAUAAUAUUAUAUUAAACUUGAUAACUUAUAGGUAAUUUUGAAAUAUUUGUAUGUGUUUGUUACCUUAAAUAUUUGAAAAAAGCACAAAAAAGUAGAUUUAGUUAAACCAGAGAAACACCAGUUUUUUAGUAGUAGCAAUUUUAUAUCACAGUUUUAUUUUCUUAUGAAGCCCAAAAAACACAUUGCUACUCAUUAAGGCAAGUUCAUUAUUUAACAUAAAAACCAGAAUAAUUUUUUGAAAUUAAAAAAAAAAACAAUUUUUAUUUUAACAGUAUACUUCUUAAGCUCUUACUACCAGCUCUGAAGAACUUUUUGGAAUAAUUACAUAUUCCAUAAUAGGUGUUUUACAGUGUCAUCACUAACCCAGUAGCCGUGACAAAAGUCUCUUUUCCUUGUCCCCCCUUCCUCUUUUUAUCUCCCCACUGUCUCUGUAAUAGGCCACUAGAAGGCUGUAAUAUAACCACCUUUGGAAAGACUAUCAAUAAAAAAGACACAAAAUGUUUAGUUGACCAGAAAUUUAAAGUUAGAGAACUUGGAUUUAUUUAAUUCAGUGUUGCCGUAAUGUAGGCUUUGCCAGAAAAUAAUGCUAUAAAAUUAAAUCACUUUAAAACUCUUGAAUGAAAGGUGCUAUAUAUAUGUAAAUACAAAGGAGUCUUACUGAAACACAUGUUGCACAACAGAAGUACUAAAAAUUCUCUAGACUUUGUAAUCUCUCUGCAUCAUGACCCCUUGGAUUCAAGUAUCAAUUGGUAAAUGGGUAUCAUGGCAGUCUAGAGACAUUUGCAUGUAAAAUAUGUAAAUUCACUUUUGAUUGAGAAGUUGAGAGUAAGUGUAGAACUAUGUUUUAGCUAAAAAUAGUAAGUGGGUAAGUUAGAUUUAUAUUACUAGCAUCCAAUUUGCACAAUUAGCACACAUCCCAGGACAGUUAAUGAGUGUGAGUGGGAAUGCAGUUUGACCUCUCUACUAACAUCCUAAAACAGAGCCUGCCAAGUUAACAGCACUUCCACUUCAGCUGAAAACCUGCAGUGGAUUAAAGUGCAGUAGGCUGACCCUAAAAAGAAAAAAAGAGAGAAACCAAGGGAAUACAAUGAGACUAUUAAAAUAUUCAUGGUUAUAUUCAUUACCUUCCUCAUACUGUUUCAAGAAAGGACUAAACGAUGACCAAGUAAAUUUUUUUUUCUUCAAAAUCUACUUAAGAAGCAGACUUUGUAGGAAGCUAAGCCAAAUGGAAGUGAACCAGAGCUGUUUUUCUAAACAGGCUUAAACCUGCCUUUAGUUAUUUGGUCCUUUCUAUUCCGUAACCAGCCCCUAAACCUCUAAGAACACUUAAAAAAUCAGACUACCAGCACUAGCCCAGAACUCUAGUAAUAUGCCUCCUGGCUGGCUAUGGCAAUGUUUUGAUCCAAGUUUUUUUGAGUUGGUGGUUACCAAAGAGUUCACAGGACAGGUUCAUGUGUAGCACCUUUCAUGCAAGGCAUGUUAAAAGCCUAUUUAAAAAUCACUGUGUGUAUUAUAGAAUUGUAGCCACCUCACAAAUGGAAUACUACAGCCUUUACUGUCUUUAACAGUUUAUGUCAGGAAGUGAAAUCAAUACUGUACCAAAUCUGGAAUUAUAAUGGGGAAUUAUGUAUUCUAAAUUACUUCUGUUCUUUAAGUUACUUUUUAUGAGAAAGGUGAAUUGUUUUCUUUACAGCUAUUUGUCCUGAGAUGUAUUUUUUUCUUUAAGUCUUGAAUAUGAAUACUACAAAAAGAGCCCAUUUUAUAAUAUAAACCUUGAUGUACACAUUGAGCUAUUUGGACAGUGAAAAUGCCUUAAGAGGAAUGCUUAAUGGAUAAUGUUGCACUUGUAACAUCCUUUGACAAAAUCUGAUUUUAAAUUGUCGUUUUUGUUUCUACUAGUUUUUUUUUCAGUGUUUGCCAUUGUACUCACAACUGUUAUUAAAUACCAAAUCAAAUAAAAAGCUGUAACAUUUCCUUUAAAAUUAAUGCUAAUAAGGGAGGUAGAGUUGAAUGGCAAAACAAUUUUACUUAGUGGUGCCUAAUAUGAGCCACAAGAGUCCAUGCAUGACAAGAUACCAUUGUUUGAAUUGUCUUUUAUAGUCACUUUUUUUUAAUUUUUUUACCUUUGAUUCUCCUUCAAAAUAUAUAUGCUGGAUUAACUGAUAUAAAAAGAAAUAAAAAAGGUAAAUUUUUUAAACGAAUUGUUAUAAUCAUUUUUAAAUUGUAUAUUAGCCAAGUGUUACUCUUUGCCCUGGAAAACUAUUUUCAGUUUUUAUGUAUUUUAUCCUAAUUUUUGGUUAUUAAGAGGUUUGGGGGGGAGAGUCAAUUUUGUCAAUGCUAAAAUAUGUUUAAAUGCAAUCUAUAGUAGUUUCCCUUAUCUGAGAAGGGGUAUGUGCUAACACUCCCGGUGAAUGCCUGAAACGACUGGGUUUUUUUGUUUGUUUGUUUUGUUUUUCCCAUAUACAUUAAUACUAAAAGCUUAGAUCAUAAGUUAGGCACAGUAAGAGUAACUAUAGUCGCUAAUAAUAAAAUAGAACUAUAACAAUA